This is a messenger RNA of Hibiscus syriacus, 568 nucleotides long. Its product is annotated as multifunctional methyltransferase subunit TRM112 homolog A-like. Lineage: Eukaryota; Viridiplantae; Streptophyta; Magnoliopsida; Malvales; Malvaceae. The transcript has a single exon. The coding region runs from base 43 to 417 and encodes 124 amino acids. Gene Ontology annotation, biological process: peptidyl-glutamine methylation; tRNA methylation; rRNA (guanine-N7)-methylation. Gene Ontology annotation, molecular function: protein heterodimerization activity. The record is from RefSeq and is a predicted model, not a curated record.
AUCUGAAAACAAGCGAUAGCACUGAAAAAAAAAGAGAAAGAGAUGAGAUUGUUAACUCACAACAUGCUAUCCUCAAACAUCAAAGGGGUAGCCAAUGGUUUCCCACUGAGGAUCGAAGUGGAGAAAGUGGUGGAGAAGGAAGUCGAAAUCAAUCACGAUUUCCUCAGGAACAUAUUUCCAAAGAUCGAUUGGAAAGCCCUCUCCGAUGCUUCGAGAAUCAUGGGGUAUCAUGAGCUCCCGGAGGAGCCGCCGGAGCCGUCGGUAUUGGAGGCGGACAUCGAGUUUUUGAGGAAGUUUCAUCAUGCCCUCUUAGAGCUCCAUCUCGAGGAAGGCGCGCUUCUUUGCCCCGAGAGCGGCCGGAAGUUUCCGGUUAAUAAGGGAAUUCCGAAUAUGCUUUUACUUGAGGAUGAGGUUUGAGAAAAUGGUUUGGUGGUUGAUACUGUUGCGUUUUGGGGAUUAUGAGUUUUAAUUAGGGUUUAACCUGUCAUCGUUUUGUGCUUGAAUUGUUGAGUCAUUGUAUGGAAUCUGUUGUCUUAAUAAAUGAAAACAGCGUAAAUUUGUUUGGCAA